AUGGAGCCCGUUCAAAUACCGUCAAUCACAGUGAUUGUCUCCUCGCGCGCCGUCAUUUCGGGGCGUUUGACGGCAGCCACUAUCGUAAUUUCCCGCACCAGUGGAAAGAUCACGGCGGUUUUCGAUUCCGUGAUCCCUGCAACCGACUUUCCUGCCGAUACCCCAUACACGGACUAUUCCCCUCAUGUCCUAAUGCCUGGCUUGGUUGACGCUCAUGUCCACCUCAACGAGCCCGGCCGUACCGAAUGGGAAGGCUUCUAUACAGGCACGCAGGCCGCUGCCUUUGGUGGUGUCACCACGGUCAUUGACAUGCCCUUGAACGCCAUCCCGCCGACCACCACAGUAGCCAAUUUCAAAGAGAAGCUCCGUGCAGCCCAUGGAAAGUGCUGGGUGGAUGUUGGCUUCUAUGGCGGCAUCAUCCCCGGCAACGCCGGCGAAUUGAAGGCUCUGGUGAAUGAAGGUGUUCGUGGCUUCAAAGGAUUCCUUAUCGAUAGCGGGGUUGACGAGUUCCCCGCCGUCUCCUCGGAUGACAUCCGAAAGGCUAUGGCUGAAUUAGCUGAUGAGCCCACAACCCUGAUGUUCCAUGCAGAAAUGGCUGGAGAGACGGAGCCGGCACCGGAAGGCCCCGUUGAGGCGUACUCCACAUUCCUCGCAUCUCGUCCGUCGUCUUAUGAGACUCGCGCUGUUGAAGAGAUCCUUUCCUUGUCCCAUCUAGCUCCUAAGCUCCCUCUGCAUAUUGUCCACCUCUCGGCAAUGGAAGCAAUUCCGUUGCUGCGCAAGGCUCGCGCGGAGGGUGUGCCCAUUACCGCUGAGACAUGCUUCCACUACCUAUCCCUGGCUGCCGAGGAGAUCCGAGACGGUGAUACCCGUCACAAAUGCUGCCCCCCUAUCCGUUCGCAGUCCAACCAGGAUCGCCUCUGGGAAGAGGUAGACCGUCACGCCGAUGACGGUGUCAUCAAGACCAUCGUGUCGGAUCACUCGCCUUGCACACCCGACUUGAAGCUUCUCCCAGCUGAUGUGCCUGGGGGCUGCACUUCGGAAAGUCCCGCCACCAACGAAGGUAGUUUCUUCUCGGCCUGGGGUGGCAUCUCAUCUGUUGGCCUGGGUCUUCCUAUCCUGUGGACCGAAAUCAGUCGCCGCAAAGGCCUCGCCACCAGCACCGACGAAACCAUGACCCAGCAAGCUCUCCAGGACAUCGUGCGCCUCUGCUGCGCCAACACGGCCCGUCAGGUGGGGCUGCAGAACCAGAAAGGCGAUCUUGUUCCCGGUCACGACGCAGACAUCUGUGUCUUUGACGAUACCACCGAAUGGGUCGUCGAGCCCAGCACCAUGCUCUUCCGUAACAAGUGCUCCCCUUACCAAGGCCGCACGCUACGCGGCAUGGUCCGCGAGACCUGGCUGCGUGGCGAGAAGGUUUUCAACCGUGAAGCUGGGUUUGCCAGCAAAACCCCUACUGGAGGUCUCUUGCUCGACAAGCGUGUUUGAUCUCUUGUCCUUGGAAACUUGAAACAGAGUCACAUGUUCGAGUUUGUCCUGACCAUACCUCAAACCAGCCCUUUCGAGUUGCUGUGCAACUCCAACCCCUUUAGCACGAUACCCGCUAUUGACGAUACCACUUAAUCACGACAUAAACCUAGCCCAGCGAGCAAAGCAUAUCAUCAGCAUUCUUUCUCAUAAGCAUCUCAAGAGUACUAAGUCAUUUAGACCAUGAAUACACGCACAUAUCUUUAUGAUGAACAGAAAGC
Messenger RNA from Aspergillus fijiensis CBS 313.89, 1745 nucleotides. RefSeq names its product allantoinase alX. The transcript has 2 exons. Gene Ontology annotation, molecular function: allantoinase activity; cobalt ion binding; zinc ion binding. NCBI's taxonomy places the organism in Eukaryota, Fungi, Ascomycota, Eurotiomycetes, Eurotiales, Aspergillaceae. The record is from RefSeq and is a predicted model, not a curated record. Bases 1 to 1485 code for a protein of 494 amino acids. Gene Ontology annotation, biological process: purine nucleobase catabolic process; allantoin catabolic process. Gene Ontology annotation, cellular component: cytoplasm.